Molecule: messenger RNA, 1472 nt
Organism: Coffea arabica (coffee)
Lineage: Eukaryota; Viridiplantae; Streptophyta; Magnoliopsida; Gentianales; Rubiaceae
Source: RefSeq, a predicted model, not a curated record
UACAUGGGGAAAUUUAGGCGCCGGGUUUGUUUUGGUUUCCUCUCAUUUUGGCUUGGAUUUCGGACUUCGGAAGUUCGGAGCAAAAUUCUUUCUUGUCUGAUCAGCCCUGGUUUAAAUUUAUUCUUCCAAUUAAAGCAAAAGAAAAAAAGAAAAGGGGAUACUGAGCUUAACCCUGACAUCUCUGAUAUUGAUCUGGGGUCAGGGUUUUGCAAAUUUGGUUGAGAAAAUGUCGAGAAUGGCGCGGAGUUGCCUGCAAUCCGUCCUGAAAAUAGUGAAUUCGGGAAUUGGAAUGGUGGGGAUAGCUACGAUUUUGUAUUCCCUUUGGAUGUUUAUGACUUGGCGAAGGCACUUGGGUCCUAAUCCUCCUGAUGUACCUACCCCUUGGUUCAUCUACUCCUUUCUUCUCAUUGGGGUGACUUUGUGUGUUGUGACAUGCUCAGGGCACAUUGCUGCUGAGACUGCUAAUGGUUGCUGUCUUUGUUUUUACAUGAUAUUUGUCUUUCUGCUUAUCAUGGUUGAAGCUGCAGUAGCUGUGGAUGUGAUUCUAAAUCGCAACUGGGAGGAGGACUUUCCAGAUGACCCAACAGGGAAUUUUAACGAGUUCAAAGAUUUUGUGAGAGAAAAUUUUGAAACGUGCAAAUGGGUUGGCGUGGUUGUAGUUGCUGUGCAGGGUGUAAGUAUGCUACUGGCAAUGAUUCUAAAAGCCUUAGGACCAUAUCCUGAGAGAUACUAUGAGAGUGAUGAUGAUUAUAGUCCAGAUAGAGUCCCUCUCUUGAAGCAUUAUGCCCCUCCGCCUUCAUACGUUGUUGCUGACACACUUCAUCCAUCAAGGAAUGAUUCUUGGAAUGUCAGGAUCAACAGUAAGGUGGGUUUGCAAUACUUUCUUGAUUAUUUUUGAAGAAGUGUCAAUUUUUAUUGGCAUGAUGGCAUUUUGAUGUACCCAUCUGGCAAGCAUGUUUCAUCAUGGUUUGUCUGUCUUUUGGUGUUCUGUCUGGUUUGAUAUCUCAAUUGUUUGCAACAUAUUACUGUGAGAUUUGACAUUUGACUGUGUUUUCACAUUUUGUUUCUCGCAUUUCUUUGAGUCUGCAUGAGUAUAAUUUUAGCCAAUGUGUUUGCUUUAUGAGAAAAUUGCUUAAGCAUGUUUUUUCUAUUGCUAGUUGUCUCUUUUUUCCUUUCUUCCACUCUGCCUCCCUUUCCCUCUUUUGAAUCCAUACAGCUUCUGGGAAGAACUUGAUACUCAGAGUCAAAGUGCACCUGCAGCUUAUCUGCCUGCUUCUCCUUCUAUCCUUUUUGUUUUCUCUUUCAUUCUUUCAUGUCCUGGUUUAGUUCCUUUAGAAGUUUCAGGAAGUUUUUCAAUUUAAUAAGAUUGGCCAAGGAGGCCCCUUGGCCUAGAGGCUAAGGUUGAGGCCCUGGAAUUAGAGGUCUUGGGUUCAAAUCCCCCCCCUGCUCCAUCCCUGCGUCUUAAGUCCCAU